Lolium perenne is the source of this 572-nucleotide messenger RNA. RefSeq lists its product as uncharacterized. The record is from RefSeq and is a predicted model, not a curated record. NCBI's taxonomy places the organism in Eukaryota, Viridiplantae, Streptophyta, Magnoliopsida, Poales, Poaceae.
CGCGUCAUGGCGAGGCAGCAUCCGAGGUCGCGGCUGGAAACGGCGGCGGACGCGGCGUCCUGGUGCCUCGCGCUGUCGGCUCUGGCGGCGGUGCUGCUGGUGUGCGCGACCGGCGAGGAAGGGGAGACGGUGCGCGGCGCGUCGCUGUCGGCGCGGUGGCGGCCGUGCGAGGAGAUGUACGUGGUGGCGGAGGGGGAGACGCUGCACGGCAUCAGCGACCGGUGCGGCGACCCCUACAUCCUGGAGCGCAACCCGCACGUCCACGACCCCGACGACGUCUUCCCCGGCCUCGUCCUCAGGAUCGCGCCCUCCAUUCCCAAGCCUCGCUAGCUAGACCGUCUCAUGGAUAGGUAGAGCAGAAGCGAGUCCCUGAGAAAAUCCGACAAGCUCUUACUCGUCACGGAUUAUUCCUUCCACUGAUACUGAUAAUAGAACUCCAGUUUGCGCGCGUGUAGUUGCGCUGCCGGAGCGAGUCUUACUGCGCGCUGGUCUUUUCUGAAACAUAUAUACUCCGUAGUUGUAAUUUGAGAUGUCCAAGUAUGUUUCAGCGCGUGUGUAUGCUGGUUGGUUUU